CAUUCUGGCCGUGGCAGGAAACAUCGUCGGCUUGAGCAACGUGUGGAGGUUCCCCUACCUGUGCUACAAGAACGGAGGGGGAGUCACGGCGGCUCCGCGACGCAGCCGGGCAAGCGGCCCCCCAGGGCUGCACUGAUACCCAGUGGACCACGCCUUCCAGCGUUGGUUGCCGGGCCAAGGAAUGUGGCGGAACAGGCCUGUGGUUUCGCCGACGUCCCCCAUGGGCACAUUUCUGCCCGUACUGUUAAAAGACAGAGUCACAAGGAAACCAGCUCUGCUCAGAGAUGUUCUCCAGCUUCCCUUCUGCCUUCACACAAAAGAUCUUCUAUUAGGAAUAACAAUGACGACAUGAAUGACAAUAAGAAGAACUUACUUACAGGUUUCAUCAGUCUAAAGAAGACUGUCUUCAACAUCAGUACCGCAGUACUUUUCAUGCCACUUUUACUGAAUUUAUCACCGUUAAUUAUAGCACACGGCAGAAUUGAACUAAAAAGUGGUCAGUACUUUCAAAGCAGAAGCGCAGCAUAAUGGGAAACCUGUCAAUUGUUCCACUCAUCUUGAUGGGAUUAUGAUUUAAGAGUUGCUGUGUGUUUGUUUUGGUCGAGGUCAUUUCAGAUCUCCGAUCGAAGAUCGGUAGCCGGUUCCAUGUGCACCGCAGCCGCAUCGAAAGGCAGGAAACUUAAUCACCCUGUUCCCCAUAAAGGCCUGUCAUUUGCAUAUGUUCAGGAUACAGCGAGGGCCACUAGGCAAACUGGAAAAGUCACUGUGAAGACGUGGGGAAAAUGCUCAUCUCGAAAACAAAGCAUAUGGAAGAAACCUCUCUCGCACAUCCUGUGUUCUGGAAUAAAUGACACUCCUGAACACAUCGUCCAUGGAGUAUAUCAAAGUAGAUGCUGGUACAUAAUGGCGUAUGUUCAUUUUCUGUUCAAACCGUGUUUGCUGUGUCUGGCAGGGGCGUUCUUCAUCCCCUACAUUGUGUUCCUGUUCACCUGCGGAAUCCCCCUCUUCCUCCUUGAGACGGCCCUGGGGCAGUACACCAGCCAGGGGGGCAUCACCUGCUGGAGGAAGAUCUGCCCCCUGUUUGAAGGCCUGGGCUACGCCAGUCAGGUUGUUGUGUUGUACACCAGCAUCUACUACAUCGUCAUUUUAGCCUGGGCUGUGCUCUACCUCAUCUAUUCAUUCCGCUUCGAGCUGCCCUGGGCCACCUGCACAAACUACUGGAACACAGAAAAAUGUGUAGCUUUGAGCCAUAACUCCACUGACCAAAUCCUGGAUGAAAUUACCUCACCGGUGGUGGAAUUCUGGGAGAGGAGGAUUCUUGGCCUCUCCAAAGGUAUCGAAGAGUUGGGCACUGUCCGCUGGGACCUUGCUCUGUGUCUUCUGCUCUGCUGGAUCAUCUGCUAUUUCUGUGUCUGGAAAGGUGUGAGGUCCACCGGAAAGGUGGUGUACUUCACAGCCACGUUUCCCUACGUAAUGCUGGCUAUUCUGCUGGUUCGCGGACUCACCCUGCCUGGAGCUAAGGAAGGCGUCAUCUUCUACUUGUACCCCGAUGUCAGCCGUCUUGCUGACCCUCAGGUGUGGGUGGAUGCAGGGACUCAGAUUUUCUACUCUUACGGAGUGUGCACAGGAUCCCUGGUAGCUCUGGGAAGCUACAACAAGUACAACAACAACUGCUACAAAGACUGCAUGUAUCUGUGCCUCCUGAGCAGCGGCACCAGCUUUGUGGCUGGAUUUGCCAUCUUCUCCGUGCUGGGCUUCAUGGCCUAUGAGCAGGGGCUGGAAAUCUCUGAGGUGGCUGAAUCAGGUCCAGGCCUGGCCUUCAUUGCAUAUCCUCGAGCGGUGGCCAUGAUGCCCGUGCCCCAGCUGUGGGCCGUCUUCUUCUUUGUGAUGCUCCUUGUGCUGGGCCUGGAUUCUGAGUUUGUAUGUCACGAGUCUUUAGUCACUUCCAUCUCGGACCUGUACCCCACCUUCUUCAACAUUGGCCACCGCCGCAAAAUCCUCCUGCUGGUGCUCAGUGUGGGAAGCUUCCUGGUCGGCCUGGUGAUGGUCACAGAGGGAGGACUUUACAUCUUCCAGCUCUUUGACUACUAUGCGUGCAGUGGAAUGACGCUGUUGGUGUUCGCCCUCCUGGAGUCGGUGUGUGUGGGCUGGGUGUACGGCUCUCGGCGCAUGCUCAGCAACAUCGAGGACAUGAUUGGCUACCGGCUCUGGACCGUGGUGCAGUAUACCUGGGUUGUCCUCACCCCCGCUAUGUGCACAGGCACCUUCAUCUUCUCCCUGGUCAAAUACACUCCCCUCAAACUGAACAACUUAUACGAGUACCCCUGGUGGGGCUAUGCCAUUGGUGGCUUAUUCACCCUCUCCUCCACACUGUUGAUUCCUCUGUGGAUGGUCUACGCCAUGGCCAUCACCCCUGGGACCACGUGGGAGAGAGUGCGAACUCUGUGCACCCCAGCCACAGACCUACCUACUCCUCUGGAGCAGAAGCAGAACCCUACCACCUUCGAGAGCUUCACGGAGCUCUGCACCCUCCGUCCGAGCCGCACGCCGUCAGCCCAGUGGAACGGACUCGUGUGACCUCCCCCAGCCCGUGGUCAUGGCAGGCAUCCCGGCGCCUGUCAGUGGCAGGUGGCACGUUGUACUCCCGUCUUAAUCGAGGACUCAUCUAGUGUGCAGCAAGUUAUUGUUUAACUCAGUAUUUCCUCGUCAGCAGGACCACAGCGCAUCGUUCGCCAAACAUAACAUUCCCUUCAGUCCAGGUUUCCUCACAGCCAUGUGAUCCUGGUGGCCUGCAGGGUCUCUGGGCUUCCUCUCCACAUGAACUCUAAGUGCGCACCUUCACUAAAGCUCAGCUAAGACUGAACUCGUGUUAAAGCAUUCGUGCCAUGAUUUUUCAGUUGUGUUCAAAUUCAUUUUGGAAAGCCAGCUUCACUGUGCGUGUCUGUGCUCAAAUAUUUUACCAGCGUUAGAACACCUGUAAAACUAAACAAAUUAUUCAUUUACAGUCCCUACUCUAGCAGAUAACUUUUCACCUAGGGUACCUCCUGGACACGGUCAGUUCCAUCCAUACAUCACUUAUUGGUUUGUGGUAAUUCACUAUGCCUUGUGAUGCAGUCAGACACCAACAGCAGUUUACUGCAGAUGGUGAGUAAGGCACAUAUGUAAAUUGUGAAACUGUAAUUUCUAAGAAAUGCUGCAUCACCUUAAAGCAUUAUUUUUUACACCUCUUAAGCUCAAUGAAGGGUGGUGGCCAGGAGCUCAGUGCUUCACAUGCCUCUUACUGGCCCCAGAGAAUCAUUUAUACUCAUAGACCCAUGUUUACUGUAUGUCUUCAAGCCAAGAGUAUUUAUAAUAUAAUAUUCAAUUCAAUUCAAUGUAUUUUUAUAGAGCUCUUCUCUCA
Scleropages formosus (Asian bonytongue) is the source of this 3400-nucleotide messenger RNA. RefSeq names its product solute carrier family 6 member 22, tandem duplicate 2 (gene slc6a22.2). The record is from RefSeq and is a predicted model, not a curated record. Gene Ontology annotation, biological process: nitrogen compound transport; amino acid transport; sodium ion transmembrane transport. Gene Ontology annotation, cellular component: cell projection; plasma membrane. The transcript has 14 exons. Bases 646 to 2577 code for a protein of 643 amino acids. Gene Ontology annotation, molecular function: gamma-aminobutyric acid:sodium:chloride symporter activity. Lineage: Eukaryota; Metazoa; Chordata; Actinopteri; Osteoglossiformes; Osteoglossidae.